AUGGUGAUACUGCCGCGUGCAUUGGCACGGUUUUGUCAAGGAUCAGCCCAUAUUGCACGUAUGAAGGUUCCGGGGCGAUGGUAUGCUGCUGCUGUAGGAGCCAAGGUGGUCCCUGGAAAGAUUGAUAAAAGUGUUAUUGAAGAAGACGCUGAAAAGCUCUGCAAAUACGUCUGUAUAAACUACUUCAUUCAAGGUUUGGCUUUGCUCAUUUUGAGUUCCCGUGCUGGAGUAGCUCAAGCUUGCUCCUUCAUAUUUAUAUAUUUGUUCGUAUACGGGAUUGUCGCCUAA
This is a messenger RNA of Haemonchus placei, 288 nucleotides long. The record is from the annotation of a GenBank genome assembly. Lineage: Eukaryota; Metazoa; Nematoda; Chromadorea; Rhabditida; Trichostrongylidae.